GUUCUCUUCGCCUCUCCGUCAACGCCAUCCCGUAUCUCCUUCCUUCCUUCGCCUCCUCUUCCCCUCUCUCUCAUCUUCUUCUCAAGCAAAGUAGCAAGAAUCCGGAGCUUGGAGAAGCAAAUCCUUUUCGUUCUUGGUCUAAAUUGUAGCUCGUCUUGAUGAAUUAGAGGGCGGGCGAAUCCGUUUGCUGGUUUCGGACAUCCGAAGAGCGAGAUGCGGUCCAGGACAGGCGGGAGAGCGGCGGCGGCGUUCAGCCCCAUUAAGGAGUCGCCGGCGGCGGAGAAGGCGGCGGAGUGGGAGGUCAGGCCGGGUGGGAUGUUCGUCCAGAAGCGCGACCCCGACGCCGACGCGGCGGCCGCUCCCGUCCCCACCAUCCGCGUCAAGGUCAAGUACGGCGCCGUGUACCACGAGGCCUACGUCAGCUCUCAGGCCACUUUCGGGGAGCUGAAGAAGGUGCUGUCGGCCAGGACGGGGCUGCACCCGCUCGACAUGAAGCUGUUGUACAAGGACAAGGAGAGGGAGUCGACGGCGUUCCUGGACCACGCCGGGGUGAAGGACAAGUCGAAGGUGGUGUUGGUGGAAGACGCCACGGCGCAGGCCAAGCGCCUCCUCGAGGUGCGCAAAGCCGACAAGAUGGAGAAGGCCACCAAGUCCAUCUCCGCCGUCAGCCUCGAGGUCGAUCGGCUCGCCUCCAAGGUGUCGGCGUUGGAUGCGAUCGUGAGCAAAGGCGGGAGGGUGGCGGAGAACGACGUGACCAAUCUCAUCGAAUCGUUGAUGAACGAGCUGAUAAAGCUGGACGCCAUCGUCGCCGACGGGGAUGUCAAGCUGCAGAGGAGAAUGCAGAUCAAGCGAGUGCAGAGGUACGUGGAGACACUGGAUGCCAUCAAGAUCAAGAACGCAAUGCCGAGAGCGAAUGGUCGUCCACAGGCCAAAGAGCAGCCGCAAUGGCCACACCAGAAGAGUCACCAACCGCAUCAUCAUCAACAGCAAAUGAGGGACACGCAGAAUCCGGUUCGACCGCAAAUGCAGCAAAAGAAGAUGCAUUUGCAGCAACCACAGAAUGGGCUGCCGCAGCAACCGGUGGUGGUGACGACGAACUGGGAAACGUUCGAUUCCCUGUUCAUGCCAUCCACAACCACGCCUACCCCGGCCGCCUCGUCCACUCCCCAUGCCAAGCUCGACUGGGAGCUGUUCUGAGCUUCCGACGCAUGCAUGCAUUGCUGCUAAUGGUGAGAUCAUCUUGAAGAACGCUUCCUACUACUAGUCUCUGUGCAUAGAUCCACGAGAAAUAAAUGGACUCAUAAUAGCUGUGCGCCAUCUACCAUUCGAAGGUAAACAAGGACAGCCCAUACUACUUAGCAUUGCUUGUCCACACACCAUAGAAGGUCACAAGCUUGAUGACAGUGGUUUUGUAUUGCUGGCUCUUCUCAUCGACUUGAUAUAAGCCCAUCAUUUAGGCAAUGAGAGUAGCCAUUGGGACA
Messenger RNA from Musa acuminata AAA Group (dessert banana), 1481 nucleotides. RefSeq names its product BAG family molecular chaperone regulator 2-like. The transcript is spliced from 4 exons. Bases 214 to 1197 code for a protein of 327 amino acids. Gene Ontology annotation, molecular function: protein-folding chaperone binding; adenyl-nucleotide exchange factor activity. NCBI's taxonomy places the organism in Eukaryota, Viridiplantae, Streptophyta, Magnoliopsida, Zingiberales, Musaceae. Gene Ontology annotation, cellular component: cytoplasm. The record is from RefSeq and is a predicted model, not a curated record. Gene Ontology annotation, biological process: protein stabilization.